Molecule: messenger RNA, 2016 nt
Organism: Chara braunii
Lineage: Eukaryota; Viridiplantae; Streptophyta; Charophyceae; Charales; Characeae
Source: the annotation of a GenBank genome assembly
UGGGACGUUGUCGUGCACCUGACGCCACAAUGGACGACUAUCCGAUGUAUGGGUUGCUGGUUGGGUUCUCUCUCUGGGGGACCCUCUGGCGUCUCCUCUUUCCUCUGGGCUUUUGGCCCACUUUCACGUGUAGAGUAGGGCCCACUCGUGGUGGUACUUCCACCAGCCCCUAAACGAAGGAGGAGGAGAAGAUGGCCGCCAUUUUGCAGGAGAGGAAGGAGAAGAAGGAGGCCAAGAAGAAGGCCUUGAAGGAGGAGCAGGCGGCCAAAUUGAAGAAUAUAGAAGAAGAGAUGGCCAAAGAGAAGGAGAGGAUAAAGAAGGAAGAGGAGGCGAAGUUGAAAGAGGUGGACGAGGAAGAAGAGGAAGGGCCGCCACUGCAAAGGAAGAGUGGGCAGAACAGUGGCAGCAAGGAUGAAGAAAUGGAGAAGCGGAUUUCAGAAUGGGUCGCCAACUUGUCCUUGGGUGAAGAGGAAGAGGUUGCUAUGUAUAUCCCCAAGGAUGAGCAAGAAGCCACCAUGAACAAAUGGGAAGCAGAGGAAGAUGUUCUGACGCGGCGGGCGAUGGAAGAUGAACAGAGGAUGGCGUGGAAGCUCGCAAUGAUGAGGGAGAAGAAGAGAAGAGUGGAGGCAGCGAAUGCAGCAAUACAGGAAUUGGAGGAGGUGCAGAAAUUGAGGUUACAAUUGACACCCCAGGCAUAUUUUCGCCUAGAGAAGGAUGGGAAAGUGGARAAGGUCCUCCACUCCCUGACUCUCCUCGUGGAAGACAACCUCCCAUUUGAUAUUGUCCUGGGAAUGGAUUGGGGAGAGGCAGCCGGGGCCACGCUCCAUCUGAAAGAGCACGAGUGUAGGCUCCCUAUUUCGUCAGGCGAGGCUAAGACUGCCCGCCUGUUCCAUGUGUCCGGGGUAGAGAAUUCAUUGGCACAUUGCUGCCUCGGUGCUCCUGCGUUCGCUAGAUUAGUGAAGAAGGAGCACUUAGAGGAACAGGUCUUUGUUGCCUAUGUUAGGUCAGUCACUGAGCCUAAGGAAGAGAAGCCCGUAGACCCUGCUAUUGCCGAAUUGCUGGAAGAGUUUACGGAUUUGACUGAGCCGCCGACAGGCACGGUGUCGCGGCCCAUCCAGCACCGUAUUGAGAUAGAGCCUGGCAGUAGAACUCCUAAGGGUGCGGUGUACAGGAUGUCCCCGCGGGAGUUAGAGGAGCUUCGCAAGCAGUUAGGCGAGCUCCUCGAGAAGGGUUGGAUUAGGCCCAGUUCGUCUCCUUUCGGAGCGCCUGUCCUCUUUGUUCCUAAGAAAGAGGGAGAGCUGAGAAUGUGCAUAGACUAUAGGGGUCUGAAUGCUAUUACGGUAAAGAAUGUCGAGCCACUACCUAGGAUAGACGAUCUCUUAGAUCGAGUGCAGGGGGCGAAGUAUUUUUCCAAGAUAGAUUUGAAGUCCGGGUAUCAUCAGAUAGAGGUGCAUCCUGAUGAUCAKUAUAAGACAGCCUUCCGGACUAGAUAUGGGCACUACGAGUUUAUAGUGAUGCCCUUUGGACUAACCAAUGCGCCAGCUACGUUCCAGCGCUGCAUGAACGAUUUGUUUAGGCCGUGGUUAGACAGAUUUGUUGUAGUUUACUUAGAUGACAUCUUAGUGUUUAGCCGAACCCUUGAAGAGCAUCAGGGUCAUCUCAGGCAGGUCUUGGAGAAGCUGAGGGAAGCUAACUUCAAGAUCAAUGCAAAGAAGUGCGAUUGGGCGAAGACGCAAGUUUUGUACCUAGGCCACGUCUUAGACGGAGACGGCGUUAAGCCAGAGGAUAGCAAGAUCGCAGCGAUUAGAGAUUGGCCCACGCCACGUACGCUGACAGAGUUGCGCUCGUUCCUGGGCUUAGCUAAUUACUACCGGAAGUUCGUGAGGAACUUCUCCACUAUCGUUGCGCCCCUUCGCAGAUUACUCAGGAAGGAGACCAUACCAUCUGGAAGUGGGACAAGGACUGCACGUCUGCCAUGAAAAAGUUGAAGCAGGCAUUGAUAGAGCACCCGGUCCU